Messenger RNA from Bombyx mori (domestic silkworm), 3580 nucleotides. Its product is annotated as sodium channel protein Nach. Gene Ontology annotation, molecular function: ligand-gated sodium channel activity. The coding region runs from base 114 to 1577 and encodes 487 amino acids. Gene Ontology annotation, cellular component: plasma membrane. Lineage: Eukaryota; Metazoa; Arthropoda; Insecta; Lepidoptera; Bombycidae. The record is from RefSeq and is a predicted model, not a curated record. The transcript is spliced from 9 exons. Gene Ontology annotation, biological process: sodium ion transmembrane transport.
UCCUUUCCAGAUUUAUUUGGGUUGUAAUUCUGAUUCUGGGUCUAGGGUGCUCAGUGUCUUUGGUGUGGAUAACAUUUUUAAAAUACUACAGAGCGCCUUUAGUUACUACGCAGAUGCCAGAAGGUAUAUCUGUCAGCAACAUCAUAUUUCCAGCUGUUGGGAUUUGUUCUAACAACAGAAUUUCAAAGAGAGCAGUGACGGAAUUGUCUAAACAUUUAUUAAAAGCAGAACGCAAUAAAAAAUAUGAUGAGGAGGAAAUGAUGCGAUUAUUGUUCGGGCUGGGUGAGCUUUAUGACUACCAGACCUCGAACGACGGCAACAUGUCACACAUGACGCUUCACGAAGUGUUAGGAGAUUACGAUGUGCACGAGUUAAUGCAGAGUUUAACACCUAGAUGUGAAGAUUUAUUGCUUAGAUGCGUUUGGAACACAGAACCAAAGAGCUGCCUCGAUUUAUUUGACUUUCGUCUUACAAUAAACGGUUACUGCUGCACGUUCAACUACCUUCGGGUCUAUGACAGCAAGUUUACUGAUAAAGACAGCUCGUCCCGCAGCAUAGAUAUGUACAAAUACGGUAAUAAAUCAACGUUUGAUUUUGAUACUGGAUUAAAGAUACUAUUGAGACUCAACGAAAGUGAUGAUUUUUACUACAACGUGCCGAUGCAAGGGGCACAGUUACAAUUUUCAGACGCGUACGAUUUUCCUGAUGGUCCAAGCGGAAGUUUUGCUAUGCAGAUAAUUAGCUCCAGCGUACAGAUGACCGUUAUGGUUUCGGCGAGUUUCACAGAAGCCUCUCGAGACAUCCAACACGUUUCGUUGAAUUUGAGAAGGUGUAGAUUCUAUGACGAAUCGGACUAUCUGCCUUUAUACACAUACAGCGACUGCAUGUUGAAAUGCAGGAUGUCCUUCUUACUGGACAAAUGUAAUUGUACACCGUUUAAUAUGCCAAAAAUGGAAAACGCGAGGACUUGUGACCUGCGGGAUAUUCCUUGUCUUCAGAUUUACUAUGCACAGUCUAUCGCAGUUAGACCAGACGUAGAACCGAUCUCGGAAGCUUUAGAAUUGGAUUUGGUUGGUGGAGGCAUACCCUGCCCUAUGUGCCUACCAACUUGCUCGAAGACCGCUUAUAGUUACGAUUUUAACAACAUUAUCAUUUAUCCUGAAUAUCUCAACACAGUUCCAGACAACGAUAGAGAAAAUUGGUUGCAAGGCGUGAAUUUCACUGGAACUUCGAUUGUUCACUUGAAAUACGCAAGUGAAGUUGCCAACUGUUACGGACAGAAUGUCAUCAUGAAAUGGUUCGAUCUAAUCAGUAACAUCGGCUCCACGUGCGGCUUUGUGACCGGCUUCAGUUUUGUUUCCGUGCUCGAGUUCAUUUACUUUUUUACUGUGAAAUUAUUUCGUGAAAUUGAAGCACGAAAACGACAAAACAUUCGUAUCGAUACCUUUAAUCAUUCUAAAAAUGAAAAGAUUAAUAAAUAUCCAAAGAUAUAUUGGAAUGAACUAACAGGAGCCACGCCUCGAUUACAACCCCAAUUUCUGAUGAACCCACGAGUAAAACGUUUGAUGGAAAAUUAGAGUCAAUUAUAGUAGAAAUAAGAUAACAUUUUAGUUGUAGAUUUUAUCUAUUUAUUUAUAGAACUUCUACUUAUUAUAAUAAUUUAAGUCAUAAUGAGGUCCCCGUGAAGGCAGAAAAGAAUUAAUUGAUAUUUACGGCUAUAUAUUAUCCCACGGGAGUACUGUUACGGGGUGGGUCCAGGAGCUCUUUUUAAAAAAGGACACGGCGACUGGCACGGAGUUUAUUUUAUUAAAGAAGUAGUACAAAUGAUGUGUGUUUCCGCUACUCAAGCCAAAUCUGUUCUGCCGCGCUUAAGCAAUAUAUCGUCUUUAUAUAGAGACAAUGCAUUCAAGAAUGCCUUAGUCGGCAUUAUUAUUUAUAUUACGUUAUUACUGAGGGGCAUAUGUAACAUCCCCCUCCUUAAGAUUCAUCGUCACCGAUGAAUGGUCACGGACGUUGACGUUGAAAUAGAGCGGUAAGUAUAGAAUUUGGCUUUUGUUUUGGAUAACAAAAUAGGAAAACUAAAACAUACGAUACAGGAUAAAACAAGUAAGUACUCAAAAUAAAAUAGUAACUAUAUCUUAAAGAAAUAAACGUUAAGUACAAUAUCAAAAACACUUAAGUAAUUAUUAAGUAAAAUACGAAAACAGGAUAUAGUAAGUAAAUCUAUAAUUAUUAAAGGUCUUAAUUAUAAUUAUUAAUUAAACUUAUACAAUUUAUUUAUUUAAAAUAAUAUAAUUUAUUAUAACAUUACUCGACGACGACAUUAUUAGACGAAUUUGACAACAUAAGAUUUCUCCUAAAAGGCCUAGGACAUGAAUAAUCUUUUUCACUAUUUAUUUGCACAGUUUGUGUAACAUUAUUAUGAUCGUUUUUACGAUCUUUGUUGCAUUGAUUAAAGAUUUGUAUACAACAAUGAGAAUUAUGUUUACUUGAACAAAACCAUCUACGAAAUCUAAAUAUAAGGUACAAGAAAAACAGAACAGUAAGAGAAUAACUUAUAGACAUAUAAUGAACAGCAUAUUUUUGAAAGUGCGAAGGACUUUCCAAAUGAUUUAAUUCUUUUUCUAGAGUAUCUAGAUGAAUACUGGCAUGUAACAAUGAGUCUAAAUUAUUAAGAUUAUUUAAUUUUAACAAGGGAAGUCUAGCUAAAGUUUUAUUUAGUUUUGUACGUUCGCAACAAUCAUCUUCCAAAAUGUUGAAGUUAGCUACUUGAGUUGUUACAUUAGAAAUAAAUGUUUCACUAGACGAAAAUUGUAAUGUUUUGAAGAAAGCUUUACAGUCUUUAAACAGGGACAUUAUUCCUGUUCCUAACAAAACAUAAUCAUAGUUGAGACUAUUACUAGAACAAGUUACAUGUAAUUUUCCAGGCUCAGAUUGAACAAAUAUCCAUCUAUUUUUAUUAAGUUUAAAGAAGGAAUCUACGUGACCCCUUAAGAGUUUUACCGAACAUGAACUUGGAACUUUAUUGACAACUUCGGUUAAGAUAACUGUCUCACACGUUGGGUUCGCAAGCGUCGAAUACACAUUACCCAAUUCACAAAUAUAACACUUUUCACUCACGAAUUUGCACUUGUCUAAGUCUUCUAACAGUGAGUAAAGCAUACGAUCUGUUGUUAAUGCCAUGUAUGGCUUGUUUGGUGCUAUAAGUGCAUAAGUGUCUGGUUUUGUUAAGUCAUAAGGAACUGGCAUAGGAACAAUAUGGUAAAGGUUAUAGACUUGAGGUAACACGAGGGGUAUCUUAAUUAUAGUGAUAAUACGAUUAUUAUGAUAGUAGCAUACUAGUUUAGAAAUAUCGAUAACUUCGUGAAUGUUCUGUAAAGAUAUUGAUAUAGGAAGUUCGCAAUGCUUAGGUAAGUCAUUUAUAUGUUUCUCCAACUCGACAUAUAAUUGAUAUGGGCUGAGUACAGUCGGGUGCAAAAUAUUCAUUUUACUAAAUAAAAUAGCGUUGUUUAUGUCUUCGAUAUCGAAAGACAAUGCAAUGAUUAUACUUUCUAAGGACUGGAAUAAAGAAUUAAAUUUU